AUGGACUUUGAAAACUUGAGAUCCACCAACAGCAGCUCCUCUGCUCGUGCUGACCACCACAACAGCAACUUCCAUGGCAACAACAGCUACAAACAAUCCACCAGUGGCAGCGUGGAUGCACUUGGUUUAAAUGAAGGAGAAUUGACCAUUAAGAAGAAAAGAAGAUAUGUCAAAUUGGACGAUGAAAAACUAUUGUCUUCAAAGGGUCUUCCUUAUAUUUUAAAAAAUUCAAACAAGGUCACUAAAUUGUUGGAUAAUAGAAUUCAAAAAAAGAAAAAAAACGACUUGCAAAACAAAUCUAGACACAAACACCAAAACAACUAUACUUACACUCGAAUGAACUCAAAUUUUGAAUUUCAAUUUGAAAAUUUGGUUAAAAUAUUGGAAUUCUAUACAUUAUGGGCUCAUCAUUUGUUUCCAAAAUUCACCUUUUUCGAAUUCGUUCAUUAUUGUCAGAAUAAUAAUAAUAUCAAGACAAGCAAAUUGCUAAAAGAAUUUAGAACCGAAUUAAUUGUCAAAGAAGAAAACAGAAAUAUCGAUUCUAAAAAUAAUGCUGAGAUUAAUAACAAAAAAAACAAUCUUGAUCAGAAUAUCCAAAACGAUUUAAACAUCAUAAAUAUUGAAGAUGAUUUAAUCAACACAAAUACUACAAACACAAGUCACAAAAACAAAAACAAAGAUAAAAAUAAAAAUAAUAACAUUGAUAAUAAUAAUAAUAAUAAUAACAUUGAUAAUAAUAAUAAUAAUAAUAAUAAUAAUAAUAAUAAUAAUAAUAAUAAUAAUAAUAAUAAUAAUAAUAGUGAUAAUGAUACCAAUAUCAAUCAAAUUGGAACUGAAAACUCAAAUCAUUUUAUUUCCAAGACAAACGGACUAUUUGUUGGUGAAGACUUUGAAUUAAUUGAUUCAAUAAACACAACAAUCAAUAAUAAUUUACUAAAGAAUAAAACUUAUUCAUCAAGAAGAAGAAGAAAAAUUAGUUCAAUAAUGGAUAGUGAUGAUGAAAAAAAUGAUGAUGAUACUACUAAUAAAAUAAACAAUUCAAUAAACAACAAAGACGACGACGACAACGACGACGACGAUGAUGAUGAUGAUGGUAUAUAUGUUACAGGAUUUAAUAAAAUUAGUUCUACAAGUAUAAAUAAAAACAAUAUCGAUUCUAAGAAUGACAAUAAUAGAAAGGAAAAAAAUAACAAAGAUACUGAUGAAUUCUCAAGUGAUGGAUUUUCAAGUGAUGAUGAUGACUUAUUUUUACAAUUGACUAAUAAAAGCAAUAAACAAUCACAAAUUCAAAGCAAUAAAGAAACUACUCAACCGACUCAUUUGUAUGUUAUGAAUAAUGAUAUCAAUAUCAGUAAAGAAAAUAAUACUAAAACUGGCAUGAAUAAUAGUCUGGAUAUUACUAAUCCAGUUCCGGGUUUUGAUGACGUCGAUGAAGAAUAUAAUGAAGAACUUGAGUAUUUAAUUAGCAUGGGAAUGUGA
This is a messenger RNA of Ascoidea rubescens DSM 1968, 1479 nucleotides long. RefSeq names its product Chromosome segregation in meiosis protein 3. The record is from RefSeq and is a predicted model, not a curated record. The coding region runs from base 1 to 1479 and encodes 492 amino acids. Gene Ontology annotation, biological process: replication fork arrest; DNA damage response; replication fork processing. Gene Ontology annotation, molecular function: DNA binding. Lineage: Eukaryota; Fungi; Ascomycota; Saccharomycetes; Ascoideales; Ascoideaceae. The transcript has a single exon. Gene Ontology annotation, cellular component: nucleus; replication fork protection complex.